AUGAACAGUGCUUUGACAACUCUCAACUUAAAUGCCAAUCAGUUGGAGGGAACAUUGCCACAAUCUUUGGCUAAAUGUAACAGCUUGGAAGUUCUAGACGUCGGAAAUAACAGGAUUAAUGAUACAUUUCCUUACUGGUUAGCCACUCUUCCAAAACUACAAGUUCUUAUGUUGAGAUCGAAUAGUUUUCACGGUCCCAUUCGCAAUUUGAAUACAAGAUGUCCAUUCCCAAUGUUGCGAAUACUUGAUCUUUCUCAUAAUAGAUUCAUUGGCAAUUUGCCAACAUCAUAUCUUAAAAAAUUUAAGGCUAUGAUGAACAGGGAUAAUAGCAGUGGGGCAGCGCAAUACAUGGGCUCACAUGGUCAAUAUUAUUCUACAGUUUUGACAGUGAAAGGAAUUGAUGUUGAAAUGGUGAGAAUCCUAACCAUUUUAACGAUUAUUGAUUUGUCAAACAACCAAUUCCAGGGACGAAUACCAGAUAUUGUUGGAAAGCUUAAUUCACUCUUUUUUCUCAAUUUUUCUCACAAUUCCUUAACCGGUCAUAUUCCAUCAUCAUUUGGAAAUUUGUUGGAGCUUGAAGCUUUAGAUCUCUCUUCUAACAAGCUUACAACCAACUUGAGGGAUCUAUACCUCAAGGAAAGCAAUUUGAUACAUUUCAAAAUGAUUCUUAUUUAG
Messenger RNA from Pistacia vera, 675 nucleotides. Its product is annotated as receptor-like protein 43. The record is from RefSeq and is a predicted model, not a curated record. Gene Ontology annotation, molecular function: protein binding. NCBI's taxonomy places the organism in Eukaryota, Viridiplantae, Streptophyta, Magnoliopsida, Sapindales, Anacardiaceae. The transcript has 2 exons. Bases 1 to 675 code for a protein of 224 amino acids.